UGUGAAUACUUUAGCACUAAGUUUAUUUAACAUUAUUAUGAUAAACUAACGUUAAUUUUUUGCAGAUUCAAAGGCCAGACGAAAAUAUAAUCAGAUUAAUAGACUGUUAUAUUGGAAGAGUAAAUGGAUUCUCUUACGGAUCGUUUCAAAGAUUUGUUAAAAUGAAGCGAAAGGGAGUGAUUAAGCCCACAGGCCCUUCUGAUAUCUAUAGAUUGUCGCCUACAUCAUCUAUAGAGUAUGGCUGGUGGCAGCAUGAUCCAGAAAUAACGAAUACUACUUGGCAUCACACAUAUCCAAGAUGGCCACAACCUUCUUCUCCAAAUACCCUUAUUCUCGAUGUGGUUCGAAAAAAUAACAAAUAUGCCACACUAUUCUGAUUACAGGGAUAUAACUUUAUGAGUUGUUUGUUUUAAUAAUAAUUAAAAUCUAUCAUAUUGUAUUCAAACUCAAUGGAAGUAUUUUAAAAUAAAAAAUAAGUUCUUCAAUCAAACUAGAUUUCACUAGCGAUAUUCGGAUAUUGUCUAUAAUAUUAUAUAAUUUUGUUUCUGACGUAACAAAAGUAAUUUGAGUAUCGAAAAUUAAUAAAUAUGACAUCGUUUCGCGUUUCUUAUAAUAUCUUACUUUCAAAUUUAUUUUAUUUUAUUUGAAUCGUAAAUUUAAGUUAUUUAUUAUGUUACGUGUAAAGGAACGAUGUUUGAAUUAUAUGUCAACAUUAAUGAUGAGCCAACUUAUUGGUUGCUCGUAACUUCAAUUGACUCGAUUCAUCCGAAUUUAGGAUUGGAACCAAGAACAAAAAGCGGAGUGCUGAAAUUA
Diatraea saccharalis (sugarcane borer) is the source of this 813-nucleotide messenger RNA. The record is from the annotation of a GenBank genome assembly. Lineage: Eukaryota; Metazoa; Arthropoda; Insecta; Lepidoptera; Crambidae.